AUGCUGCCCCUGUGGACUGGAGGCAAAACAACCCGGAAGUGACACUGUUUUUAGCAUUUAUUGACGCCAAGCUUGCGCUGUUAUGAAGAUUGUGUGAAGAAAGCUGCGCAUUUUUAUAUCAUAAUGGACCGCUAUCCCCAUCCCCACGCAUCCCGGGAUUCAGGCCCCAGCUGUCAACACCACAGAAGGAAAAGAGAACACAGCGGAUUUCCUGAAAGAAGCCAUCACCAGAAUAAACACUUUCAACCAAGCCACCAUGAGCAUCUUUCUGAAUCUGGCCAAAGUUACAAAAGCUAUGCAACCAGUCUUCAGACACUGAGCACAAAAAAGGAGUUAUAUGAGAAAGUCUUUCCCCUUUAUAAGCAGCCCAUAGAGGUUGGGUGCUUUUCCUUGGACUCAGAACGAAGGUUUUUUAAUGACAAAAGGCAGCUGAGGUUUUACACAGACCCAGGCUUAAAUCCCUCCUUUGAUCUCCGAGAUGGAUUCAAAGACCGCUACGUAAAGAGAGAUGAAAAUGUGAAAGAGAAGUUAGACCAUAUAUUGAGGUGGAUAAUUUCUAAUAAAGCCAAAGUCACAUCUAAGGACAUAUCAAAUCAUGCUCUGGAUGCAGAUGUUGUGACUUGGCGUGGUCAUCUAACCAAACUACUCACUACACCAUAUGAGAGCCGGGAAGGCUGGAUGUUUGCUGUGAGCAAGUUCAGGGGUACAGUUUACAUCAGUGAAGUAGAGACCGAGGCGGCUCGCAGGGACCGUGAGAAUCGCACUGAGAGGCAUAGUGAAAUGAUGUACUGGGGAUACAAAUUUGAGCAGUACAUGUGUGCAGAUGACAUCGACUGUUCCCCUGACCCCAGUGGAGUGGUUAACACUAAUGAAGCAUUUUGUACAGUGGUGCAGACUCGGCUUGCGGAUCACAGACUGCUGUUCUCUGGUGAGGUGGACUGCAGAGUUCGAGACCUUGAAGCUCCAGGUCCGCCUGCCUGCUACGUUGAACUCAAAACUUCAGUUGAAAUCUGCACUCCCAAACAGCGCAGCAACUUCCACAGGUUCAAGUUAUUAAAGUGGUGGGCGCAGUCUUUUCUGCCUGGAGUGCCUCAAGUUGUAGCAGGCUUUCGAGAUCAUGAUGGGGUUGUCAUUAAAGUAGAGACUUUCCAGAUUUCAAAAAUUUCACAACUGAUUAAGGGUGAAUAUAACUGCUGGAAGCCUACAGUCUGCAUGAACUUCUGCAAUGACUUUCUGACUUUUGUCAAACAAGUGGUCUCUGAGGACAAUCCAAGUGUUGUGUACUUGUUCUCCUGGGAACCACACAGAGAUGUUGCCUACACUAUUCACAGAGACUCUCAGUAUUGCUUCCUGCCAGAGUGGUAUGUAGAGGAGAUAAAACGAACACAAACAUAGUCCGCUACUACUGAUAUUUGUGUUCUGUGAAAACAGACUGUUUUCCCAAUGUGAUUAUAUUUGCAACAUUUUACAGCUUUUUUAUGGAAAAGACCAUUGUUUUAAAUAAAACACAAAACAUGUUUUGUUAAUUCACAAUUUAUGUUGUAAAAAAACAACUUGUUAAUCUCAGGGUUCUAAAAACUCAAUGUAAUUUACAGUACUUAAAUGAAUGUUUUGUGACAUGACAAGUGCUUCUAGUGAGGUUGAUAUUAUGCCAUUAAGUAUUACAUUUUUCAAUGACACAUACUUUACAGUGUUAAAAUAAUUCUUGUAAAAUGUGAUAAU
This is a messenger RNA of Periophthalmus magnuspinnatus, 1722 nucleotides long. It is a transcript of the gene dxo, whose product is annotated as decapping exoribonuclease. Gene Ontology annotation, molecular function: mRNA 5'-diphosphatase activity. The record is from RefSeq and is a predicted model, not a curated record. The transcript has 7 exons. Bases 124 to 1395 code for a protein of 423 amino acids. Gene Ontology annotation, biological process: NAD-cap decapping; nuclear-transcribed mRNA catabolic process. Gene Ontology annotation, cellular component: nucleus; cytosol. Lineage: Eukaryota; Metazoa; Chordata; Actinopteri; Gobiiformes; Gobiidae.